AUGGACAAAUUAAAUUUAAACUGGAAAGAAGACGUUAUAGGGCAGUCAUAUGAUGGAGCUGCUAAUAUGCGAGGGGAAUAUCAAGACCUUAAGACCCAUAUACAAGAAAAUAACCAACAGGCAAUGUACAUAUGGUGUCAUGCUGAUCGCCUCAACUUGGUAGUUAAAAAUGUAGUAUCUUGCAGUACCUUUACGGUUGAUUUAUUUGGAAAUGUUGAAUCUCUGUAUGCUUUUAUAUGGUGUUCCAAGAAUAGAGUAGCAUUGUUUCGAAAAUAUCAAGAAAAACGUCUUCAUAAAUUACAUUCUGGUCAAACAAUGACAUUAAAAAGAGUAAACACAACAGGAUGGUCUUAUCAUUCAUUAGCAUUAGAUACAAUAUUAAGCAGGCAUUAUUCAAUAAUAGAAAAUUUAGAAGAUAUUCGGACCCCAGAAGGCCCUGGUGAUGCAAAAACAGGAGAUACUUGCAGUGGUCUAUUAAACUAUUUAAAAUCCAAUCAAUUUAUGAGACAGAUUUUAGAAGUAAGGUCUAAUCCAAAUUCUCCCACAAUAGAUGCUUUUAAUGCCGUAUGCAAUAUUUAUUCAAAAUAUUUAAACUAUGAAAAAUUAGUUUAUGAUUAUAUUCGGUUUGCCGCUAACAUAAUUGAAAUAGAGCAUUCUAAUACUCUUCCAGAAUAUUUACAUCCAGUUGCUAUGAAUGACGAAGAAGAAUUAACUGAUUAG
Myzus persicae (green peach aphid) is the source of this 720-nucleotide messenger RNA. Its product is annotated as zinc finger MYM-type protein 1-like. Lineage: Eukaryota; Metazoa; Arthropoda; Insecta; Hemiptera; Aphididae. The coding region runs from base 1 to 720 and encodes 239 amino acids. The transcript has 2 exons. The record is from RefSeq and is a predicted model, not a curated record.